AUGCCUCUCUCUGUGCAGCUGAAGACGCCUAUCACUGGCGAAUAUACCCAGCCGACUGGUUUGUUCAUCAACAACGAGUGGGUUGAGGGUGUUGACAAGAAGACCUUCGAAGUCAUUAACCCUACUACUGAGGAGGUCAUUUGCUCCGUCUCUGAAGCUACGGAGAAAGAUGUAGACAUUGCAGUAGCCGCAGCCCGUAAAGCUUUUAACGGCUCGUGGCGCCAAACCACCCCUCAGCAGCGAGGUAUCCUCCUGCUGAAGCUAGCAGACAUUCUAGAGAAGAAUAUAGACCUAUUAGCCGCAGUCGAAUCUCUCGACAAUGGCAAGUCUAUUUCCAUGGCUAGGGGUGACGUCAAUGCCGUUAUUGGUACCGUCAGAUACUACGGUGGUUGGGCUGACAAGAUCGAGGGUAAAACCAUCGAUAUCAACCACGAAUCUUUCCAUUACACCAGACAAGAACCGAUCGGAGUUUGUGGUCAAAUCAUUCCCUGGAACUUCCCCCUGUUGAUGUUGGCUUGGAAGAUCGGACCUGCUCUUUGCACUGGAAACACUGUUGUUCUCAAGACUGCCGAGCAAACGCCCCUUUCUGGUCUCGUCUUCGCUCAAUUCGUCAAGGAGGCAGGUUUCCCUCCUGGAGUUCUUAACAUCAUUUCUGGAUUCGGCAAAAUAGCCGGUGCUGCUAUCGCUUCCCACAUGGAUGUCGACAAGGUCGCAUUCACCGGCUCCACCGUUGUCGGUCGUGCCAUCAUGAAGGCUGCUGCUUCAUCCAACCUCAAGAAGGUUACCUUGGAGCUCGGUGGAAAGUCUCCUAACAUCGUCUUCGACGAUGCAGACAUUGAGCAGGCAAUCUCCUGGGUCAACUUCGGUAUCUACUACAACCACGGUCAAUGCUGCUGCGCUGGUUCCCGAGUUUACGUGCAAGAAGGAAUCUACGACAAGUUUAUUGCAGCAUUCAAGAAGCGAGCGGAGGCCAAUUCCGUUGGUGACCCUUUCGACGAGAAUACAUUCCAGGGUCCCCAGGUCAGCAAGCUUCAGUAUGACCGUAUCAUGGGGUACAUUGAGGAGGGUAAGAAGGGCGGCGCUACUCUUGCGACGGGUGGUGAGCGCCACGGCGAUAAGGGCUACUUCAUUAAGCCAACAAUCUUCACCGACGUCACUCACGACAUGAAGAUCAUGCAAGAGGAAAUCUUCGGCCCUGUUGUAGCAGUAGCCAAGUUUAAGACCGAAGACGAAGUCAUACAUCUAGGUAACGACAGCUCUUAUGGACUGGCAGCUGCCGUACACACUAGCAACCUCAACACUGCUCUCCGAGUCAGCAAUGAGCUACGUGCCGGUACCAUCUGGGUGAACAGCUACAAUCUUCUUCACCACCAACUGCCAUUUGGCGGCUACAAGGAAAGCGGCAUUGGCCGAGAAUUGGGCGAGGCAGCGCUCGCCAACUACACACAAAGCAAAUCCGUGUCCAUCAGACUGGGUGGUCCGUUGUACUAA
Molecule: messenger RNA, 1491 nt
Organism: Daldinia caldariorum
Lineage: Eukaryota; Fungi; Ascomycota; Sordariomycetes; Xylariales; Hypoxylaceae
Product: aldehyde dehydrogenase
Exons: 5
Coding region: 1-1491 (496 amino acids)
Molecular function (GO): aldehyde dehydrogenase (NAD+) activity
Source: RefSeq, a predicted model, not a curated record